Molecule: messenger RNA, 2608 nt
Organism: Polistes canadensis
Lineage: Eukaryota; Metazoa; Arthropoda; Insecta; Hymenoptera; Vespidae
Gene: Nop60B
Product: H/ACA ribonucleoprotein complex subunit 4
Exons: 8
Coding region: 7-1623 (538 amino acids)
Biological process (GO): snRNA pseudouridine synthesis; rRNA pseudouridine synthesis; box H/ACA sno(s)RNA 3'-end processing
Cellular component (GO): box H/ACA snoRNP complex
Molecular function (GO): RNA binding; pseudouridine synthase activity
Source: RefSeq, a predicted model, not a curated record
GCCUGCAUGUGCGUUGGUUGCGCGUUAUUGUAUCACGUGUUUAACUUACCUGGAUUUAUUUUAUUAUUUCUGAAAAAAAUGGCAGAAAACGAAAAAAGUAAGAAAAAGGAUAAGAAGAAAUCUCUUGGAGAGAUGCAAGUCGCUAUGGAUUGCGAACUUAAACCAUCCAAUGAAAAAGUAAAAUUAGAUUGCGAAAAUUGGCCACUUUUAUUUAAGAAUUUUGACAAAAUGUUAACUCGAACAAAACAUUUUACUCCUUUACCUAGUGGUUCUACUCCGCUUAAUCGUUCAUUAUCAGAAUAUAUCAAAGCGGGUGUUAUUAAUCUUGAUAAGCCUUGCAAUCCAUCUUCACAUGAGGUCGUAGCUUGGAUUAAAAGAAUUUUGAAAGUAGAAAAGACUGGUCAUUCGGGUACUUUGGAUCCUAAAGUAUCAGGAUGUUUGAUAGUUUGCAUUGACAGAGCAACGAGACUGGCAAAGUCUCAACAAUCUGCAGGAAAAGAAUAUGUGGGAGUAUUUAAACUCCAUUCAGCACCUGAAAGUGUUGCAAAAGUACAACAAGCAUUAGAAAAAUUACGUGGUGCAUUGUUCCAAAGACCUCCUCUUAUAUCUGCAGUCAAACGACAAUUACGUGUUAGAACUGUCUAUGAUAGCAAGUUUUUAGAUUAUGACGAAGAGCGUAAUAUGGGAGUUUUUAAUAUAAAUUGUGAAGCUGGUACAUAUAUUAGAACUAUAUGUGUACAUCUUGGACUUUUUUUGGGUACUGGUUGUCAGAUGCAAGAUUUACGAAGAUGUCGUUCUGGUAUUCAAUCUGAAAAGGAUAAUAUGGUUACUAUGCAUGAUAUUCUUGAUGCUCAAUGGUUAUAUGAUAAUCAUGGGGAUGAAUCUUAUUUGAGAAGAAUUAUUAAGCCACUGGAAUCUCUUCUAGUAAAUCAUAAAAGAAUAAUUGUCAAAGAUAGUACAGUAAAUGCAAUUUGUUAUGGAGCUAAAUUAAUGUUACCAGGCAUUUUGAUGUACGAUGUUGAUAUUGAACUAAAUCAAGAAAUAGUACUUGUAACAACAAAAGGCGAAGCUAUAGCACUUGCUAUAGCAUUAAUGACGACGUCAACAAUUAGCGCUUGCGAUCAUGGAGUAGCAGCUAAAAUUAAACGUGUUAUCAUGGAGAGAGAUACAUAUCCAAGGAAAUGGGGUUUGGGACCUAAGGCAUCUGUUAAAAAACAAAUGAUUAUUCAAGGUACCUUGGAUAAACACGGUAAACCUAACGAAAAUACACCAUCUGAUUGGUUACAGAAUUAUUCUGAUUAUUCUACCACAGCUGAAUUUAAAUUUGAAAAUAAUGGAUCAGUUGCUGGUAAAAAAAGGAAAUAUGAUGAAACAAUUUGUACAAAAACUUCUACAGAAACUCCUACGAGAACUUGUACAGAAAUUCCUACAGAAAUUCCUACAGAAACUCCUACAGAAACUCUUAUGGACAUAGAUAAAAUCAAAAAGGAAGACGAAGAGCAAGAUUUGUCAUUAACAAAAGAGAAAAAGAAAGAAAAGAAAGAAAAAAAGAAGAAAAAAGAAAAGAAAAAACAAGAUGAUGAAUCUAAAUCUAAGGAAAAAGAAUCUACACUUUCAAGCUAGUUUAAUUUACUUAUUUUGAAAAUUUUAGAAAAUCUUUUCUAAUAACGUAAGCUGACAUCCCGCAAAUAAUAUCGAAAUAUGUCAUUAGGAAAAAUCUUUUAUUUGAAUUCUUUUUAAAUUUUAUUUUAAAGAUGUCAUCGUUUAAAUUCUGAUUAGAACAAUUUGAUAUUCGCUUUAUAAUGACGUAAAUUUAAAAAUAACACGGUGUAAUUAUACUUACAAAUAUUAAUAUAAAAUUAAUAUAAAAAACAUUUUUUCACGUAAUGAAUAAUCUUGUACGUAUAAUGUUCAGUGAUAUACGAAAUCAGAUUUUCUAUCUUUUGAUGCAUUUCAAAAUAUAACUAUGAUAAUCUUUUAAUUAAGAGUUAUGUAAUAUUAAUAUUUUACUGAGAUUGUUUCGUGUAUAUAUACAUAUAAAAUGUAGUUACUACGAAAUGUAUAGGUAUCAUAUCAUAUUUUUCCAAUUUUUAUAAUUGAUCUAAUUAUUACAUAGUAUAUUGCAUAAAUGAUUUUAUCUAAUAGACAUUUAAUUUCAUUCUAUCAUAGUUUUAUUGUUAAAUCAGAGAUAUGCAAAAUAGAUUCUAAAUCAGUUGUUCCUUUCAUUUACAUAAUUAUGAACACUAUCUUUGUUUUGUCUACAAUUGUAGAAUUUGUAUGUAUAUUAUUAAUUUCAAUUCUAUCUGGAAAUACUAAAGAAUUAAUGUAAAAACACUCGAGUAGAGACACAAUUAUUUAGUAAUAACAUAAGUAUCAUUGUUCUUGAACUUUUCGAUGAAAAAUUUGUAUGUCUCUGGUUCUGACGUAUUUGUACUUCUAAGAGAGUAUUGUAUUAUGUUUUUAAACCUAAUAUCUAUUUAAAUGAGUUUAUAAAAACAAUAUUAUAAGAAAAAAGAGAACGUAAAUGAAAUGUAAAAAUAUCUUUACGCAACGAUUACAUUAUAUAACAUAAAAAUACAAAAUAUACUUGGAUCUCUGUUUAAAAAAA